Molecule: messenger RNA, 893 nt
Organism: Durio zibethinus
Lineage: Eukaryota; Viridiplantae; Streptophyta; Magnoliopsida; Malvales; Malvaceae
Product: autophagy-related protein 8f-like
Source: RefSeq, a predicted model, not a curated record
CAAAAAAAAGCUUUGGCUGCAAGAAUAAAACUGUGGAAUUCCGCCUAUAUUAUUUAUUUUAUCUUUUGAAGCAAGUCACGAGCUUCAAGCCUUGAAGAGUUCUGUUGAUCCAAAAAAAGAAAAAAGCUUUCUUUUUGGGUUCAUUUUCACAAGGAGGAAUGGCAAAGGGUUACUUCAAGCAAGAGCAUGAUCUUGAGAAGAGGAAGGCAGAGGCUGCUAGGAUCAGGGAGAAAUACCCUGAUAGAAUCCCGGUGAUUGUGGAGAAGGCAGAGAGCAGUGAUAUACCAAACAUAGACAAGAAAAAGUACCUUGUCCCAGCUGACUUGACUGUUGGACAAUUUGUAUAUGUAAUACGUAAAAGGAUCAAACUGAGUGCAGAAAAAGCAAUAUUCAUAUUUGUGGACAAUGUCCUCCCACCAACUGGUGCCAUUAUGUCUGCCCUAUACGAGGAGAAGAAGGAUGAAGAUGGAUUUCUCUAUGUUACUUACAGUGGGGAGAACACAUUUGGGCAUCAGAGUUCUCAGUAGCCUUUGGUAGAUUCAUUGGGACGUUGCCUUUUAUCUUUUCCUCGUUUCACCGAACCCCUAUAUUAUCUCAGGCAUCACCAUUUCCAUUGCCUUGUGAUGGUAAUUUGGUUAUUGCUAGUAUUUAAAGACCUGCUGAUGAUAUGGUGUACGGUUGCAUAUUGUAUAUAAUAUGAUAUUACUUUUAAGAUUUCGCACAUUGUUAAAGUUCCAUCUGAUCAUCUUUAUAUCUAUCAUUGUUGGCACUGUGUUUGAAGCAAAUUUUAUUUUGAGCCACCCUACUAGGAGCAUGGGGCUCUGUAUGUGGCUUUACGCUGCGUAAUGGGCUGUCAAACUGUUAUUUAAUCUUUAAUGAGCUUGCGUGUUGUA